CAACGGUGCUAAACUUGUGCAAGUCGCAAUCAGUAUGACACAACUGGUUGUUUUAAGUUUGAUUAUAGUGAUUGUAUCAACCGCUCCACCGCCUUCAACUUUAACCUGUUCAAGGCAGGACCAAGAUCAAGCAUGUCACAUCGAAGGGCUUACACUCGACCCCAGCACCGUCUUUCCAGAAGAACCCAUCAUCCAUCUGGACAAUUGCACCGUUGAGGACUUUUCACCGCAACUGGCAGCCAACGUCCCAGACUCAACCAAGGAGCUUUCCAUCCUGGACGGUUUCGCCCCCAAGGUCUUCGUCAAGCCGACGCUCAAAUCUUUCACCGUUCUUCGAACGGACACGGCUGAUGUGCAGAUCAACCCAGAAGACAAUUUCAACCUUGAAGUGCUCGAUAUCGAAGGGCAUUUGCGAUCCGUUCCGGUCAAUGUCCACCGCCUGAAGGCAUUGGUUGUGCUGGAUUUGUGCGAAAACGAAAUCGAGCAGGUGGAUCUGAGCCAGCUAGAUGGAUUGAACUCGCUGAGGAAGGUGAACUUGGGCCACAAUAAUAUCCAUUCGGUUAGUUUGACGAAGGAACUGAACCUGCCGGGCCUGGAGGAGCUUUUCCUGCAUGGAAAUGACCUGACGACGUUGGAUCUGACCAAUUUGAAGGCGGAUAGUUUGCAGCGGUUGUACGUUUCUCAGAAUCAUCUGCUUCGGAUCGGGGGGUUCCCCGCUCCGGAGCACAACAAGCUGACACGGGUGGAUUUGUAUCUGAACAAGUGGAACUGUGAGUGGUUGGAAAGUACGCUGCGGGUUUUGAAUGGUAAUGGAGUGGAAACGUUGAGCUACUUGCCGGUGACGGUUUGCAACGAGAGUGGAAGCGUUAGGGUCGAUGCGAUUGGAUGCGAAUGAGAUAAAGCGAUAAGGUGGAUG
This is a messenger RNA of Ochlerotatus camptorhynchus, 916 nucleotides long. RefSeq names its product leucine-rich repeat-containing protein egg-6-like. Gene Ontology annotation, molecular function: protein binding. The transcript has 2 exons. The record is from RefSeq and is a predicted model, not a curated record. The coding region runs from base 35 to 895 and encodes 286 amino acids. Lineage: Eukaryota; Metazoa; Arthropoda; Insecta; Diptera; Culicidae.